AUGGUAGUAAGACAUUUAGAUGUCAAAAAGGACCAAUUUCGGCAUUGUGAAAAAAAUGAAAAACUUCUUGGUUCCGAAGUAUCAUAUCUUAGUGCUAUUGGUGCACUAAUGUAUCUUGCUAAUAAUACGAGACCUGAUAUAUCUUUUGCUAUAAACUUAUUAGCAAGAUAUAGUUCUUGCUCAACAAGAAGACAUUGGAAUGGAAUUAAACACAUUCUUCGAUAUCUUCGAGGUACAAUGGAUAUGGGCUUAUAUUAUUCAAAUUCAUCAAAUGCGGAGUUAAUUGGUUAUGCAGAUGCUGGAUAUUUGUCUGAUCCACACAAAGCUCGAUCCCAAACAGGUUAUUCAUUCACUUGUGGAGGUAUCACAAUUUCUUGGCGUUCUGUUAAACAAACUUUGGUUGCUUCUUCUUCUAACCAUGCAGAGAUUAUAGCAAUUCAUGAGACAAGCCGUGAAUGUAUUUGGUUAAGAAAUUUAAGUCAUCACAUUCGUGAAAAUUGUUGUCUAACUUCUAACAGGGACGUUCCAACCAUACUAUAUGAAGAUAAUGCGGCUUGUAAAGCCUAA
Lactuca sativa (garden lettuce) is the source of this 567-nucleotide messenger RNA. The record is from RefSeq and is a predicted model, not a curated record. Lineage: Eukaryota; Viridiplantae; Streptophyta; Magnoliopsida; Asterales; Asteraceae.